AUGCAGCGUGUUCUUCAUGUCACUAUUGCUCAUAUCAAGUUCUUUGAUAAACUUGGGUCUAUUAUGCGUCAGUUCCUUCACCAGAAAAUUUUACCCAUGGCUAGUCUAGCCUCUCUCUGUUUUCCUUGGACACAAGACGAAUUGGGUAUAUUAAAUCCUCAAUUCCAAAUUCCAACAAAAGGCCUUUACCAUGCGAUGGUUAAAGCCCUCUAUAUAUCCACCAGCGUGUUGCUCCUUUUUCACUCCACGGAUACAACACAGUCUUCAUCCUGCCCAAACACACGGCGAUAUUCGACCACCUUUGUUGUUUCCACGUCUGCGACACCAUCAUUUUUUGUUCUGUCCACAAUGAAGCCCAUUCCGCGCAACUUCUCUUUUGUCACUGUUGGCUACUUUAUUUUUGUGAUCCUUCUGGACUUUUUGUGCUAUAUGCCGCAACCCAUUCAAAGCUCUAACUUGCUUCUUUGCCACUCACCCCACGACAAUGGUGCACCUUUUGGUCAUUUCCUAUCCCUCACUCAUCUGAUAAUAUAUGGUAUCGAACUAUCCUCAAUACCCUCUCAUUCCAAAUCACCCUCUACCACCAUGCCUCUGCACUAUUUGACACUGUACCGUACGAUAAUUAGUAAAUCUCAGCUAUAUACUCUUUAUAGAUUAAAAUCUAAACUCUUAAUCAGUUUACGUGAAUGGAAUAAGAAUUUUUACAAAUGGUUUAUGUGUAUGCACCUUGAACCUUGA
Molecule: messenger RNA, 738 nt
Organism: Phycomyces blakesleeanus NRRL 1555(-)
Lineage: Eukaryota; Fungi; Mucoromycota; Mucoromycetes; Mucorales; Phycomycetaceae
Exons: 4
Coding region: 1-738 (245 amino acids)
Source: RefSeq, a predicted model, not a curated record